CGCUGUCAGUUUUGAGAGUGACAACAACGUAAAGCGCAGCUCGCAGCGACUGAGCAUCGCUUUGCAAACCAAAACCACAAGAGUAAACAUCUCUGACCUGUGGAUUGCUCGUGUUUUCUUCAGAACUUGUCUGGAUUAUGGAGGUUUAAUUCUGUGCGUAAAAGGGGACAUUUGGACGCGAUGGAUUUUAUUCGUUUUGGAGCAUUUGGUCUAUGCUUAACAGAAAGUGUCACUACGUUGGAAGCGAGAGGAGAGUCUUUUCUUAGUGUAAAGCAGUGAAAACGUCCCAGCAGGCAUGAACUCCACGGCACCAGAGGCGAGUAAACUGCUCAUCCCGGCGAGUAUGUUCAUUGUCGGGGUGGUGGGGAAUGUCAUCGCUAUAGUGGUUCUGCGGAUUUCUCGGAAGGAACAGAAGGAGACGACUUUUUACACACUCGUGUGUGGCCUGGCAGUGACUGACCUCCUGGGCACCCUGCUGGCCAGUCCGGUCACCAUCGCCACCUACGUAAAGGGCAAGUGGCCGGGAGGUCAGCCGCUGUGCCAGUACUCCGGCUUCAUCCUGCUCUUCUUCUUCGUGGUCCAGCUCAGCAUUUUGUUUGCAAUGUCAGUGGAGAGAUACUUGGCAAUAAACCAUGCGUAUUUCUACAACGAGUACGUCAACCAGAAACUCGCUGCUCUGACUCUUUUGGUCAUUUACAUUUCCAACCUCAUGUUUUGCGCGCUGCCCAGCCUGGGGCUCGGACAGGUGACGCAGCAGAGACCGGGGACCUGGUGUUUCAUAGACUGGCACAACAACCAAACCAGAGUCGAGACUUUUAACUUGAUGUACGCGGGUGUGAACUCAGUGAUCGUGCUGGCCACCGUCAUAUGCAACGUGAUGGUGUGCGGGGCUCUGAUCCUGAUGCACAAGCGGUUCAUCCGCCGCACUUCUUUGGGCACGGACCAGCGGCGCAUCGCGGAGCUCAGGCGCAGAAGAAGCUUCAGACGAUUAGCUGGAGCAGAGAUCCAGAUGGUGAUCCUGCUGAUAGCUACCUCCGUUGUGGUUCUCAUCUGCUCCAUACCUUUAGUGUGGAGGAUCUUUGCAAAUCAGCUGUCCAGAAACCAGGCAGAAGAAUCAUCUGGGUUGAAUAAAGACCUUCUGGCCAUCCGCAUGGCCUCUGUCAACCCCAUCUUAGACCCUUGGAUCUACAUCCUACUCAGAAAGACAGUGGUCCUCAAGCUGAUGGAGAAAAUCAAGUGUCUGUUCUGCAAAAUGGGCGGGCGGGGACGGAGGAACGGUGGGCACUUUCGCUGUGCCGACGGCCGCCUCUCCUCCUCCAUCAUCUCACGAGAUUCCCCCUCGCUGGUGUCACGUGAGCUGCAGGAAAUGGUGAGCACCUCACAGACCUUCCUGUACCCCUCUGAGGUAAACAGCAGGAGGUCAUUUCAGUUGGGGACACAGAGCGGCUCCAGUCCGCCAGAUGCACAGACGUUACAGGGCCCCAAGGAGGUGGAGGCGCCUCUGAGGGGGCUUUUGCAGACUGAUUUAGGUGACAGAGCACCAGACAGGCCAGUGAAAGAGCUUCCAAUGUGCCCCAAGGACCCGACUCUACAUGUGACUUUUACGGACGAGACGGCAAACAUACAAGAGAGAUGCAUAUAGCAUGAUCUCGAAAUAAUAUGAACAGAAGAAGGGAACUGCAAAGACAUGCUAAUAGCUGAAAAGCAUCUUAAGACUGAACAACAUUAACCUGUAGAUAUCUUGUGGACUGCUAUUUGACAGAUGUUUUACUGAACUAAAUAUCCACUAUCAAUGUAUUACUCCUCAGUCAUAACUUUCCACUAACACCAUAUCACUAAAUACACUUAAAUUAAUACAAUCACAAGUAGUUAUAUCAACAAUACCAUAGAGAACAACGUGACAUUGUAGAGGAGCUCUUUUCUUGCACUUUUUGUAUUAUAAAAACCACUGCGAGGCUGUUUUAACAUCCUGCAUGAUGACUGUAAAGAUUUAAAGGGAUAGUUUGGAUUUUUUUGAAGGAGGGUUAUAUGAGGUAAUUUAUCCGGCGGUCAGCACACGCCCCAGUUUGGAGAAGCAAAUAGGUGGACUGGCACGGAAGCAAAUCAAUGUACUGCUGUGCACUGAUGAAGCAGGAAAACAUAUUUCAGACACCUACAACAAAGUUUAAUAAUUUAAGUGUAUCCUCUAUUUUGAAUAUUUGCACCGCAUUGGCUAGCCAUCAGAGAGCCCUUUCUGACAGGAUUCCGAAGCUGUUAUAUCCAUCUGUGCUCUCUUCAAAGCCACCAGACUCCUUUGACAAAAAUAGAAAUUUUACCUCACAGAGCACAUGAGUUGCUGGUCUGCCGCUGCCUCAUUCAAUUAGUUUGUGAUUUUGGUGAAUCCAGACAAACCCUUCAAAACCUUUGAAAUGAAAGCUUCUGGGACAGUCAUGUGAUGCCCAAAAGACGUCUGUAGAUCAAAUAUCUCUUGGGUCGUUUCACAUUGUGAGAUGUCUGUAGAUCAAAAUCUGGUGGCUUCAAAGAGAACAUAGAUAACGGCUGUUGCAAAGGGCCAUUUGAUGCAAAAGAAGGAGUCAACGUAAACUGAUUUUUGCAAGUAGAGCCUUUUUUUUAAUAGGUGUUUUACUGCUGCCCUUGUCCACAGCAGUACUUUUUUUUUAUUGACUAUGGCAAACUACCUCAUACAACCCCAACUCCAAAAAAUCAGAACAACCCCUUUAAUGUUAAAAUGUGAAAAGUGUUCUGUGAUGUUAAUUUAUUUUAUGUAUGAAAUUGUACGUUAUUGUCUUCUCUGUGAGAAGGUCCAGAUAGUUUGGAGCCAUUUUAAAUCGGUACAAGAUGAAUAUGUUCGAUUUUCUUUUCUU
Molecule: messenger RNA, 2864 nt
Organism: Centropristis striata (black sea bass)
Lineage: Eukaryota; Metazoa; Chordata; Actinopteri; Perciformes; Serranidae
Gene: ptger4b
Product: prostaglandin E receptor 4 (subtype EP4) b
Exons: 2
Coding region: 296-1642 (448 amino acids)
Biological process (GO): positive regulation of cytosolic calcium ion concentration; cellular response to prostaglandin E stimulus; inflammatory response
Cellular component (GO): plasma membrane
Molecular function (GO): prostaglandin E receptor activity
Source: RefSeq, a predicted model, not a curated record